Messenger RNA from Wyeomyia smithii (pitcher-plant mosquito), 2285 nucleotides. RefSeq names its product NAD kinase 2, mitochondrial (gene Nadk2). Gene Ontology annotation, biological process: NAD+ metabolic process. NCBI's taxonomy places the organism in Eukaryota, Metazoa, Arthropoda, Insecta, Diptera, Culicidae. Gene Ontology annotation, cellular component: mitochondrion. The record is from RefSeq and is a predicted model, not a curated record. The coding region runs from base 839 to 2092 and encodes 417 amino acids. Gene Ontology annotation, molecular function: NAD+ kinase activity. The transcript is spliced from 5 exons.
AGCAAGCAGCAAAUCUGCCCAAAUUUUAUUUUGUACAAUUCUGUCAAAAGUGUCAGAAAUCCGCGUUAAAAAAACUGGCGAAUUCCGAAAUCCGCAUGAAAUAAUUUCGUUGAAAGCAACUUAAAGUGUAUAUAAACAUUUAAGUAUUUUCUAUUUCGUGGCAGUUCAAGGGUUGAAUUUGUGACAGUUGAUCAAUGUUUCAUGCUACCGGUGCUAUCAAAACCUCACCUUGUUUCUAACUGGAAAACGUUCUUCCUCAAUUCGAUUGUUCUUGACGCAGAUUUUGUUCGAAGACAUAAAUAUUAUUUAGGUAAACAAACGAAAUACGCAGAAUCUUGUGUUAUGCAAAUACAUAUAAAAAAGCUAGGUGAAUUUCACUUGUCGUAAGUUUGAAUUAUCAUUCGCAAGGGUAUCCUUUCUAAGUGCCGGUUACAUUUGUGUACAUGCAUUAAAAGAGAGAAGCAAACAUCGUCACGGUAAUCAACAAGAGGAACACCAAUACGCGGCGCACAAAUCCCAACAAAGGACUGAUAAGGAACGAAAGCAUAGUGCCAAGCAACAGCUGCUAAGUUAGUCUUGUUGAACUCGUCAGUAAGUUUCCAUUUGUGCCGCUCUGCAAGGAUCCACUGCCUGUUAGAGAAUGUAAUCUUAUCGCUUACUGGACGCGAACGUGGCUCACAACCCUUAUCAGCUAGUCGAAUCCCGCAAAGUACACGACACAGAAAGAUAAUCUGGGAGAAAAUUGCUUUCUUCCACGCAUCCCUAUACCGCGCCCAGUUCCAAAAACAGGGAACUCUAAACUGUUCGGGAAUUUAUACUUCAUGAGCGGAGAUUUUCGAUGUUACAGGCAAUUCAUCUCGGACGAACUGUUGUUGCAGGUUGUAGCAAUGUGGGCCAAAGUAUUAUAAAGUCACGACCGUUCGGUACGAACCCGAAGGCGAAACUGCGACGAGUGCUGGUAGUGUCCAAGCUAACCCGGUUGGAGUUCGAAAAAACUCGCGAUCAGUCGCUUAGCGAUGAAAAGCUGGAGGACAAAAUUCGCGGCCGUGGGUCCGACUAUGAUGCCAUGAAAUAUUAUCAUCACCUGCACAAAGAUGUGGAAACUGAAGUGGUUCAAUCCUUUCGAAAGCAGGGUAUUGAGGUGAAAGUAGCUAACCGUUUGACUAUCAACAAUGAUUUCCUCAGGUGGGCCGAUAUGGUAGUUCCAAUCGGAGGCGACGGUACUUUUUUGCUUGCAGCCGGACGUGCAAGUCCCUUCAUCCUGGAUAAGGGCAGGCGGAUUCCGGUAGUGGGCUUCAACUCGGACCCUCGCCGAUCUGAAGGGCGGCUUAUGCUGCCUAAAUAUUACUCGACUAAUGUAGACGAAGCAGUCACACGCAUUUUAGACGGAAACUUCAACUGGAUGCAGCGAUCUAGAAUAAGGAUAACGUUAGUUGGUAAUAACACCUCAGAACGCCCACUGCCAAUCGAUUUGCAUGAGUAUAAUGUGUCGCCAGUUGAGCAUGAAGAUAUUUUACCUUUCGAAGAAUCUAAAUCAUCUGAGUACAAAAGCAGUAAUCGAAUUCUCCCGCACUUAGCAUUAAAUGAGGUAUUCAUUGGGGAAAUGCUGUCGGCGCGUGUAUCGCACCUGCACUUGCGAAUCGAUAAUUCCGACGUGACUACAAAAACGAAAAGCUCGGGAUUGUGCGUCAGUACUGGCACUGGUUCGACCUCGUGGCUCACGAGCAUGAACCGGCUGUCGGCUAGUAGCGUGCGGGAUCUGAUCGAAAUCAUCAAGCGACACUCCAGGACGGGCGUCCUGGACGGCAUUGAUCCGGAGGUGAUUUCCGAUGAGUACAAUCGCAAUCUGGUCUUUCCAACCGACGAUCCCCGGCUGUGCUACUCCAUCCGAGAGCAAAUCUGCGUUGGCGUUUGGCCCAACCCAAAGGGACUCGAAUCGAGGGGCUACGCUAAACAGAUUACGGUGAAGUCCAGGUGCAUCGAUGCAAGCUUAGUGAUAGACGGUAGUAUUGCGUACAACUUCAACGAUGGAGCAAAGGCGCUGCUGGAGGUCUACCCGGAAGAUGCGCUGUUAACGAUAGAUAUGAAUUAAGCUGCAACGAUGUUGCUGUUUCUGUUUAUAGUUAAGUUUAUACAAUAUAAGAAGUGGAAAGUUAUCUACGGAUCGUUUGACGACAACAUUGGCAGCUGAUAACAAAAAUUUAGUGCUGCGUGCAUGCAAAAAGUGUGUACUAUGUAAGUUAUUGUUAGCUAUUUUUACGAAAAUAUGCAUUUAUUUAUGGAAU